UAAGAGUUGAGUGAGGCUUCCUUAAUUUAAUUAGACGUGAACAUCAAUAAAUGCUUGAAAGUAUCGAUGGGGCGGACUUCUUUAGUUUCAUCCAUACCGACGAAGGGAACGGUGCACAUUUCGUGUCUAUCAUUCUUUACCCAAAUACCCAAACGCAAUUAUUAAAACUUUCAGAUAUUUUUCAUUUUCAAGUUCGUUUGUAGUUUGCACUUACAAUCGGCAUAAGAAAGCAAGCAUGGCAACGAAAAUCAAUGAGCACGAUUGCGUCAUGAAGCAGGACAGUCAAGCGAAUGACAAGGAGUGUUCCUCCGGAACAAAGGUCAAGCGCAAGUCUAGAUCCGCCAGAAGACGCUUGCAUGCUACGAUGAGCAACACAUCGUUGCACUUCUCCGAUACGGACUCCGAGGGCGAGUUGACAAUAAUCACCACUAAGAUCGGCAAGCUUAACCCCGUGCCGCAAGCCCCGCGAGAAAAUCCGGUAAUCUCUGUGACCGAGACGGAAGGCACUGAGGCUUCGGCUGCGAUGAAGGUCAACGUCAAUCUGGAUUACCUUAUAUCCGACGGUGAGGCCAGAUCUCGGUCGCGGCGCAGCAGCUUUGCAGAAAAUCUCACUGACGUCGAUGAGAUCUACAGCGAGAUCGAAGAGAAAAACACCAAUAGCAACUUAAACGUAAUUGAUAACAGUUAUCAAGGAGAAACAGAUUUGGAGGACAUGGAGGGUGAUGACGACAUUCAACCGACGAUUUAUGUCGCGCCGAGAUCGGACAUCCUGAUCGAAUACGGCGGCGAGAUGGUCACGACCAAGGAAGGCGACGGACCGUUCUCCACGGAAGUGCGAAACCGAUUGUCGCGAGAAGAGAUUUCCAUCGACCAGAAAGACGCUCUGAACAUUCCGGAUAUGCCAAACACCGACAGCGAGGAUAUGGAAGGAUCCGAAGAUGAGACUAAGUUGGACGAGGCGGCCGCUUACAAUCACGUGUACGAGGACCUUGACAUGGUCGCGUCGCAAAUCGUUAUGUCCAAUAAAAUCGAGAACACCUUGCACGUUCCGGACGUCGAUGAAGCUAUCAACGAUUACCAUACCGAUAUCGAGGAUGUCGAUUAAGUCCAAUAGAAUUAAAAGAAAUGAUUUAAAGAAUGCAAAAUAAUACAGUCCUUGUAAUAAAGGCCAGAAAGAAUUUCCACAAUCUCUAUGAUUAUGAUUAUUCUUAACAAGAAUUAACGUAUCAUUAAACAGGAUAACAUUAUUAUGAAUGACAGGAGUACAGAGCUUGCGAUUGAUCUGUGAUCGGAUAAAGUCACUGAUGUUAUUUAAUGAGAUUUGAUACGAUUGCUGCAACACAAGUUUGAGUAACACCUUACAUGAAUGUAAGAAAUCUUGAUUCAAUUAAGAGUUUUUUUUCUGAAAGAUAAGUAGAAAUUUGGAAUCUCUCUCACUGUCCUUGGACAAUAUCAAGCAUCUAUCGAAAUCUUUUAAAAUGAUCACGAAAGUGUAAUUACAUUAAAUGACGCAAAGUUUAUUGACAAAUUAUAUUAAACAUUACAGUCUUUCUUAACAAAAACUAGCAAUUUUUUUUAUUAAUUAAUUUCUUUUCUGUUUAUUUCUGUCUUAGUCCUUUCCCACAAAAAUUGCCCAAAAAAUAAUUUUCACAUUCUUUUUCACAGUAAAUAUUUAAUAUAAAAAAUUACAUAAAAAAAGAAAAAAGUAAGUUCAAAAUAAAAUGUGUAAACAAAAUGUCCCUUUGCAUGCAUAAAUUUGAUAUUAAAAUAAAUAUAUAUUGUGUGAAAUAAUUGAUGCAGACAUUAUUUUCUGGACAAUCUAUGGGCACUGUAGUUUAUCACAGAUUCUUACGUUUUCCUUUUUGCACCGUGCCUAAAAGUCAAUAAAUUCUCAAUAGGGCAAACACCUUUCGAACAAAGUAAAAUACACGAAUAACUGAUUUCUGGAAAAUAAAUUUUAACAUUGAAAUAACUUGAAAUAGCGUAAAUUGAUUAAAGAAGUUUGCUUAUGACAAGUAUUAAACAUCGCGAAUAUUGUUUCAUUUAUAUAAAUCCAGUAACAAUACGCGUCGAAACGAUUAUCGACAAAUUAAUUCUUAUGUUCUCGUUAUAAAACCGAUAAUAACGCAAUAUUUGUGUACUUGUUAUACUUGCAGACCGAACUGCCGUCCUCAACAUUAUCAUAGACAACCGUAUGGGAUAUUAAUGCAAAAGAGUAUGUCUCCGCAGUCUAAAGAAAUUUUCCGAUAUAAACAGAUAUACAAUAUACAUAUAUACAUAUAUAUAAUUAUAAUUAUAUGAUAUAAUAUGUAAAUACGUACAUAGAUAAUUAAUACAAUAAUACUCAAUGAGGGUUUUCUUUUCUUGGCAAUAAUAUUAUUUUUAAGUCGUUGUACGUGCAAGAACAAUAGACAAAUUAUAUUUUAAAUAAAUAUAACUAGAAUUAUAAUUCGCAUUAUAUUAUGCAUAUAAUAAAUUUAAAGAUAUAAUAAAAAUAAUUAUUAUAGAGCGAUAUUACGUACGUUUCAAAACUUGCUAAGUUGUAUUUUAUAAUAAAUUAAAGCUGUUGAAUAUGAAACAGACCAAGUCCAUUAUUUUAUUAAGUUUUUCGUUCGAAUUAAGAUAUCAUGAACAAAAAGAUUAUAUAUCUAUUUGAUGAGAAUUAUAUUAUCUAUAUACAAAUAAUUAUCUUAGUAGAAUUAAUGAGAUUCAUUAGACUUAUAUACGUAGAAAAUUAAUCGACAUUCGAGUUAACGGACUGCUGUUUUGCAUUUUGCGGCUCCAACGCAUCUUGACUCUAAUACAUCUUGUACCUGCCACGACUGUAGAAAAGAAAAGAAAAUAAAAGAAAGAAAAAUGAAGGAUUUGCGCUACGGAAGUUCUCGAUCGCCAGAUCUCGCUGUGAAUAAAAAAAGAACAAUUGUAAAAAAAUAAAUAUGAUGUAUCGCAGUCAUUAUAACGACAUGCCUAAUAAAAAAUAAUGUGAGCAUAA
This is a messenger RNA of Solenopsis invicta (red fire ant), 2992 nucleotides long. RefSeq lists its product as uncharacterized. The record is from RefSeq and is a predicted model, not a curated record. NCBI's taxonomy places the organism in Eukaryota, Metazoa, Arthropoda, Insecta, Hymenoptera, Formicidae. Bases 236 to 1105 code for a protein of 289 amino acids. The transcript has 2 exons.